Molecule: messenger RNA, 3531 nt
Organism: Condylostylus longicornis
Lineage: Eukaryota; Metazoa; Arthropoda; Insecta; Diptera; Dolichopodidae
Product: alpha-N-acetylgalactosaminidase
Exons: 7
Coding region: 683-2089 (468 amino acids)
Biological process (GO): glycosylceramide catabolic process; oligosaccharide metabolic process; glycoside catabolic process
Cellular component (GO): cytoplasm
Molecular function (GO): alpha-galactosidase activity
Source: RefSeq, a predicted model, not a curated record
AAGCUGAGAUUCAGAUAGAGUAUAGAUGUGUACGAAUGCGGGCGUGCGCGGAUAAAUUUAAAAGUUAAAAAAAAAAAAUAAUUUUUUCUCAUUAUACAAAAUUUACAUAAAUGGAUUUUUUUGUUUUAUUUGUAUUAAGUUCGAAUUAUUAAAAGAUGAAAUUUCAAUAAUUUACUAUAUUUUAAAAUAAAAAAGUUAAGAAAAUAUUAAACUUGAAAAAAAAAUAUUAUUUAUUUGUUGAAUAAUAUUUUUUAUGAAUAGUCGAGUAAAGUGAAUAAUUAAAAUUGAAUUUAAUAAAUAGCUAUAUAUAAAUAAUAAAAAAUAAUAAAAUCAGCCCAGAAUUAACCAGAAAUUGUACAAUUUUUUAAGUGUUAAAAUAUAUUAAAAAUAAAAAAAAAUUAAAAUUUUUAUUUUUCAAAAAUAAAUUCAAGCUUGUUUUGGUGAAAAGAAGUUUUAAAUAAAAAUUUUUCAUCCCCCCUGAAAAUCAUUUUGACCAAAAAAUUAAAUCCGAAAGAAACAGGUAAAUGUUACCAUCAUAUAAGGUGAAAGGAUUACAACCAAUUUAUUAAUAAAAAAAACAAAAAGCGACAAUAAAAUAAAACCGGUAGUGGCGCCAAAAUUAAAAAAAAAAUAUUGGAAUUUGAUAAAAAGCAGAAUAGUAAUAAAUUCUUCUAAAUAAAUUAUGAUAAUAGGGGAAAAAAUGAAUUUAUCAAAAAAAUCUCACAUAAAUAACAUUCCAAUAACAAGAACAACAACAAAAAGGCCACCAAAUCUUUUAUCUGUGAUAAAUAAAUUUUCACUUUUAGUGUUUUUUGUAAUUCAAUUAAACAUUUUGAAUGAAUUACAACAUGUAAAUGCUUUAGAGAAUGGAUUAGCUCGUACACCACCAAUGGGUUGGUUAUCAUGGGAAAGAUUUCGUUGUAAUACAGAUUGUGAAGGUGAUCCAGAUAAUUGUAUAAGCGAAAAUUUAUUCAAAACUAUGACUGAUCUUGUUAUAUCAGAAGGUUUUGCUGCAGUGGGUUAUGAAUACAUUAACGUUGAUGACUGUUGGCUUGAAAGAUCUCGUGCUCCAAAUGGUCAAUUAGUUCCUGAUCGAAGAAGAUUUCCAAGUGGAAUGAAAUCACUAGCAGACUAUGUACAUGCUCGUGGUUUAAAGUUUGGCAUUUAUGAAGAUUAUGGUAAUUAUACUUGCGCUGGUUAUCCUGGUAUUAUUGGAUAUGAACAUAUUGAUGCAGCACAAUUCGCUGAUUGGGAAGUCGAUUAUGUCAAAUUAGAUGGAUGUUAUUCAUUGCCAGUUGAUAUGGAUAAAGGAUAUCCAAAAUUUGGUAGAUAUUUAAAUAGAACUGGUCGUGCAAUGAUAUAUUCAUGCAGUUGGCCAGUUUAUCAAAUAUAUGCUGGAAUAAGCCCAAAUUUCUCAUCAAUUAUUGAACAUUGUAAUUUAUGGAGAAAUUAUGAUGACAUACAAGAUUCAUGGGCAUCUGUUGAAUCAAUUAUUGAUUAUUAUGGUAAUAAUCAAGAUUCUAUAGCUCCAAAUGCUGGUCCAGGUCAUUGGAAUGAUCCUGACAUGUUAAUCAUUGGAAAUUUUGGACUGAGUUAUGAGCAAUCAAAAACACAAAUGGCACUUUGGGCAAUAAUGGCAGCACCAUUAUUAAUGUCAGUUGAUUUAAGAACAAUUCGUCCCGAAUUUAAGGCAAUUCUACAAAAUCGUAAAAUAAUUGCUGUUGAUCAAGAUCCAUUAGGUAUUCAAGGUAGACGAAUUUAUAAACAUAAAGGAAUUGAAAUAUGGUCUAGACCAAUAGCACCAAUCUAUCAAACAUAUUAUUCGUAUGCUGUAGCAUUUGUUAAUCGUAGAACAGAUGGUACACCAUCUGAUGUUGCUGUUACAUUAAGAGAAUUAGGUUUAACAUCACCAACAGGUUAUAGAGUUGAAGAUCUUUAUGAAGAUGUUGAUUAUGGUGUUUUAAGUCCACAAACGAAAAUCAAAGUUAAAGUGAAUCCAUCUGGUGUUGUUAUACUUAGGGCUGACGUACAACCAGAACGCUUUUCAAGAACACCGUAUAAUCCAUUGCAAUAUUUCCAUGUGAAAUAAAUUUACUAUUUUAUUUUUAAUUUUAAAAGCCUCUAAUUAAAACCAUAAUCUAGAUAUAAAUUUACCUCUAAACAAUUUUCUUAAGAACUUGUCUUUUUUAAAUUUAAAUAAUUUGUUAGAGCGCAAUUUUGAACCUGAAAUUUUUAAUAUUUUUGUUUCUUUCAUAAUAAAAGUGAUAUAGGAGCUUCUUUUUUUUUUAAUGAAAAUCAAACGAAAAAUGAAUUUCUAGAAUAAUUUUUAAUUUUUUUUUGUUUUUUAAUUAAAAAAAAAAUAAAUAAUUAGAUGCAUUUCAAUUAAUUAUUAAAUAUUCUUAUAAAAAAUUUGUAUACAAAGUUAAUUUUAAGCGAGAAUUUCAAAAAAAAAAGAAAAGAAAAUAGAACUAAAUUAGAUUUAAGUAGAGGUACCGAUUAUUUAAAUUGUUGUCUUAAAAAUAUUUAUAAAACAAUUAAUCAAUUUUAAAUGUAAAAUUUGCUAAAAAUAGAAUAGUAAAAUGCAAGUUGCCUUAAAAAAUUAAAAAUAAAACUACCACCAUCAAAAUUGUUAAGCGGUACACUAGAAUAGACUAUAAAUGUGAUCUAAGUUUUAUGUGAAAUUAAACUUUAAACAAAACUUAAAACAAAGCAAAAACAUUACAAAAAGAAUUCGUUUUUGCAAGUUGAAAAUUUGAAUUUAAAAGCAAAAAUAUUGCUCUUAAUUUUAAUUUUAAUUAAAAUUUAUGUUCUUAAUUGCAAUCGAGAUCAAUUAGUAUAACUUAUAUUUGAUCUAAAUUUAAUUUCACAUAAAUUGCAUUCACAUUUCCAUAAAAAAACCAAGUAACUUUGACCAGUAGAAUUAAAUUUUAAUUUAAAAACACUUAAAUACAAAUAAUUUUUUUAUGUUGUCUAUUUUAUAUUUUUGUAAUAUAAUUUUUUCCCCCAUUUUUAGAAUAUAAUGUAGCAUUAAAAAUAUUUUAGUUAAAAUCAAAAUAAAAAUAGAAAAUUUUUAAAAGAUUUGCAACACCUCCUCAUGUAAAAAUAUCUUUAAUUAAAUAAAAAUUAAAAUUUGCGCUGCCUUUUCACAACAUAUGUAAAUUUUGUAUUUAAAAUAAAUUUUGAAAUCAAUAACUUUUUGAGUUUGUACUUCAACUGAAAACUCAGUGUAAAUUAAUUUAAAUGAAAAUUUUAAUUAACAUAUCUUUUGUUCUAAAUCAACUUGUAAAUUUAAAAUCUAUAUUAACUGCUAAUUUAGACAUCAAAUAAAAAUUCUAUCUAUUUUAACAUCCUACUAUUUUAUGCUAUAUAUUUACAUAUAGAUUUGUACAAGAAAUGUAAAUUUAAAAACUACAAUUAAUUAAUUAUUCAAUUAAUUUUUAAAAUUUUGUUGUUAAAUAUUUUAAAAUUAAAAUUUAAUAAAAUUUUUCUAUUUUUAAAAUAAAAUUUUAUAUUGUAAGCUUUUAGAAGAAA